Molecule: messenger RNA, 1164 nt
Organism: Dichomitus squalens LYAD-421 SS1
Lineage: Eukaryota; Fungi; Basidiomycota; Agaricomycetes; Polyporales; Polyporaceae
Product: 3-deoxy-7-phosphoheptulonate synthase
Exons: 6
Coding region: 1-1164 (387 amino acids)
Biological process (GO): aromatic amino acid biosynthetic process
Cellular component (GO): cytoplasm
Molecular function (GO): 3-deoxy-7-phosphoheptulonate synthase activity
Source: RefSeq, a predicted model, not a curated record
AUGUACACCAGCAAGGACAACAUCACCCCCCUUCCCGAGGAUCAGCAGCAUAUCGAGGGUUACAUUCAGGACCGCCGAGUCAUUGGCUAUGACCCGCUAGUCCAGCCCGCCCUUCUCCGACAUGAGAUCGUCUCUUCCCAGCAAUCCCUCUCUACUAUCGCCUCUGCACGCUUCUCUGCGGCUAGGAUACUCGCCGGCCGCGAUGAUCGUCUUCUUGUCGUCGUCGGUCCCUGCUCCAUUCACUCCCCUGCGCAGGCCAUCGAAUACGCCAAGCUUCUCAAGUCAAAAAUCCCGGAGUGGAACAACCUCCUCAUAAUCAUGCGGGCCUACUUGUACAAACCCAGGACUACCGUUGGCUGGAAGGGUCUCAUCAACGACCCCGACAUCGACGGCUCCUUCAAGAUCAACAAAGGCCUCCGUUUAGCCCGACAACUCCUCUGUGACCUCACCGAACUUGGCGUCCCUGUCGGCUCCGAAUUGCUCGACACCAUCUCACCUCAAUUCAUCGCAGACCUCAUCUCCUGGGGUGCAAUUGGAGCUCGAACUACCGAGUCACAGUUGCAUCGUGAGCUGGCCAGUGGUGUGUCGUUCCCUAUUGGUUUCAAAAAUGGCACAGAUGGAAGCAUGACAGUUGCUGUCGAUGCGAUGCGUUCCGCCGAGAACCCACACGCGUUCAUGGGCGUUACGGAGCACGGUCUAGCAGCAAUCGUCAAGACCAGGGGUAAUCAGGAUGUGCACGUCAUUCUACGCGGUGGUACCAAGGGUCCCAACUACGCUGCGGAACACGUCAAGGCUGCCGCGUCCGCCAUCGAGAAAGCGCGACCUCAACACCACCCGUCGAUCAUGAUCGACUGCUCCCAUGGGAACUCGCAAAAGAACCACAACAACCAGCCAAAAGUCCUCGCGGACAUCUGCACCCAGCUCGAGGCGGGCGAGCGCCAUAUCACAGGCGUCAUGAUCGAGUCGCACAUCAACGCAGGCAGGCAGGACGUCCCGCCCGAAGGUCCUACCGCCCUCAAGCACGGCGUGUCCAUCACGGAUGCUUGCGUCGAUUGGGACACGACUGUUAAAAUGCUUGACGAGCUCAACGCCGCCGUGGGCCGGAGAAGAGAAAAGCUGCUCGAGCAGGGGCUGAGCAAACCUGCGCUCAACGGGUCCGCGUAG